This is a messenger RNA of Panicum hallii, 765 nucleotides long. RefSeq names its product receptor-like protein 9DC1. Lineage: Eukaryota; Viridiplantae; Streptophyta; Magnoliopsida; Poales; Poaceae. Bases 1 to 765 code for a protein of 254 amino acids. Gene Ontology annotation, molecular function: protein binding. The transcript has 3 exons. The record is from RefSeq and is a predicted model, not a curated record.
AUGAAAAAACAGACGCAUCCUUUCUUCCCAGAGCUGCAGGUUCUGGACCUUUCUUCAAAUUAUUUUAACGGUAGCAUACCUGCACGGUUCCUCAAGCAGUUCAAGGCUAUGAUGGUGAUUUCUCCAGGAGCUCCCACCAUGUAUGUUGAAAUUAUUGCAACAUCACCUCGAGGGAAUGGGUCAUGGUCUCCCUCAAGUCCAUACUACAGGGAAUCGGUCACGGUCUCCCUCAAGGGGCAAGAAACAACACUGGUACAGAUACUUUCAGUCUUCAUGUACAUCGAUCUCUCCAACAACAGUUUCAUGGGUGUCAUCCCCAACGCGAUCGGCGACCUGAAGUUUCUCAAGCAGCUCAACCUGUCCAGGAACUCCUUCACCGGCGAGAUCCCUCCCAGGAUCGCGAACAUGCUGCAGCUGGAGUCACUUGACCUCUCCUACAACCAGCUCUCCGGGGAGAUCCCACCCGCAAUGGCGGCGAUGUCAUUCCUCGAGGUGCUCAACCUCUCCUACAACCACCUGUCAGGGAUGAUACCGCAGUCCAGCCAGUUCUUGACGUUCCCAAACACCUCAUUUCUGGGGAACGACAGGCUGUGUGGGAAGCCUCUAGCACGGCUGUGUGAGACGAACCAUGCACCAUCAGCCGCUGCUACACCGGGCUCUUCAAAAGAGCUGAACUGGGAAUUUUUGUCAGUUGAGGAAAAAGAACGAGGACUCAUGACGCAGCGGCUGGCCCCCUCGCUCGACUUUGUUGCUGCUCGGACGUAG